Messenger RNA from Cotesia glomerata, 837 nucleotides. RefSeq lists its product as uncharacterized. The record is from RefSeq and is a predicted model, not a curated record. The transcript has a single exon. Lineage: Eukaryota; Metazoa; Arthropoda; Insecta; Hymenoptera; Braconidae. Bases 1 to 837 code for a protein of 278 amino acids.
AUGGUGAACCCUCCAGUUGGCAAUGGUGGUGUAGUCCCGGAGGUUGAGGCACGCAUUGGUCGGACCGUAGCUCUGACGCGGUUGCCAGAGUUUAUUGCCGAAGACCCAGAAAUGUGGUUCGUGAUGGUAGAAUCGCUCUUCCAACGAUAUAGUGUAACCGACAAACAAGAUCGCCUGACUCACAUUGUGCCAGCGCUACCUCCGCGAGUCGCGAAACAACUGCGCGAUGUCAUAAUGAAAGAACAAACCCCCGCAUUAUACGAUGAACUGAAAGCGCAGCUAAUCAAGAGGCUCGGCAUCAGUCAGGGGGAGAAAACGAAUCGGCUGCUAGAAGGCGAGAAGAUGGGUGACGAGAAACCAUCAGAAUACCUACGCCGGCUACAAGAGAUCGGAGGUGAGAUCCCUGAACACCUUCUACAAUCGAUCUGGUUACGAGGUCUUCCAGAUGGUUACCGGAUGACGAUGGCAGCGCAGCGCGGUCAGUCACUGGAAAAUAUGGCUGAGGUCGCGGACAACAUACAUGAGACGGUACCGACACGUCAAGCCGUGUUCGAGACUGCAGCGUCCCAGGACACGUCGAUCGCCACUGCACUCCAAAACCUUCAGCUGGAGAUGGCGAAAUAUGCGCGAAAUAUCCGCUCACCGUCAGAAGGCAGGCGUGGCAGAUCACCGACACCGCACCGUAGUAACCCGCAGACCCAGUCCCGAUCAGGAGCACGAUCACGCGGCCCUCGUCCCCAAGGAAUCUGUUGGUACCAUUGGAUUUUCAACGAGAAGGCAGAUAAGUGUACGCAACCGUGCAACUGGACUCCGGGAAAUGCCCAGGGCAGUCGUUAA